AUGAUUGAACACACUGAUUCUGAUUUCGUUAUGGUUAGAAAUCAAAAAAACAAAAGUAUAACAAUUUUAUUAUUGUUUCAGGAAUCGCAGUCAGGCAGCGCAGAAAGAUGGAAUGGAUGUGGCCCAGAACACAACCUGGCACUCCAGCAGAUCCUCAAACUCCAAGAAGCCAGAGCGCUACACAAAACCUCUCUUCUUCCAAUAUACAAGAAAAAUGGUCUUACGUCACCUCCAGAAGCCAUACAGGAAUUUGAACGGAUUAAAGAAAAAAAUAUGGAUAAUCAUGACGAACUUCGAGCCUUCGAACAUUUAAAACUCGAAGCCGAAUUCAGACGACUUAUGGAGCGAUCGGCGAAAGAUAUACGGAAUAACGAAUCGCUGAAGUACUUUCAACAUGUGAUGGAAGCAAAGCAAAACUAUGAUUAUUUAAAGAGCGUGCAAGAAAAUGAAGCUAGAUCAAAUUCUGCUGAGAAAGACCUGGAAAUUAAGAAAGAAAAGAUUACUCCUAACUGCAAUCGGUACUCACCCGACCAAACUCAUUCGCCUCAAAGAACUUCAUCCGCAGAAGGCUCUCCUAAUCGCAGCGUCCACUUAUCUACCUCAUCAAGUCCUCUCUCUACCACUAGUCCUGUUAAUUCUUCUCCAUUAAAUCAUCUACAGAAUAUGCAACCAUUUGAUUUUAGAAAGCAUAAGGCUAGUGAAUACAAGGAAGAAAACAGAAAAAACAACUACGAUAUUAUGGCUUCAACAGAGAAAGCUGCUAUGGACGUAAUGAGAAGUCAGUUUUUCAACUUUCAACUACCGAAUAAUUUGCCUAUGCCACCAAUCUCGAUACCUUCAACGUUUUCUCAUCCUGCCGCUAUGGUGGCUGCUCUUAGCCAAAAUCCCAUGGGAUUAGCGUCACUGCAAGCACUUUUACCACAAAUAUCCGGUAGACAAACAGAAAACAGAGAAAGCCGGCUUAAUAAUUCAACCAGUAAAAUAAGACCCGACAAUUUAAGAACGGAUGAAGAAAAUGUUCUUAACUUAAGUAAAGACGCUUAUGUUGAAGCAGCUCAGAAAACGCGAGAUAUGAUGUUAGGAAAAUGUAUAAGUCCACCAAAAAGACAAUGGGGUGCAUCUCAAAUGCCUUUAAAUCUAGGAACUCAAUUUAUCAACCCUACCACUGGUAAGAAGCGAGUACAAUGCAAUGUGUGCCUUAAAACUUUUUGUGAUAAAGGUGCUCUAAAAAUACACUUUUCGGCAGUUCAUUUACGUGAAAUGCAUAAAUGUACAGUUGAAGGGUGCAGUAUGAUGUUUAGUUCAAGAAGGUCAAGGAAUAGGCACAGUGCCAAUCCAAAUCCAAAAUUACAUUCUCCUCAUUUAAGAAGAAAAAUCUCGCCACAUGACGGUAGAAGUGCGCAAGCUCAUCCUGUUUUAAUUCCUCCACCUGGCGCAAGUCUGAGUAUGCCACCGGGAAUUAGCCCUAUGCAUCCAUUUGGAUCAUACCCACUGCUGAAUCCGUCGCAGAAUAUGAGACAGUAUUCUUCAAACAUACCGCUUGACUAUAAAAAUAAUCUUAACUUCUCACCUUCAAUGGAUAUUCAUCAACAUAUGAGGCGUGAAUCCAGUUCAGUUGAAAACAGAGAUCAUGAUGGUAAUGGAGAAUCUGACGAAGAUGACGGUAUUGUGGUAGUUGCAGGCGACGACGAUGAUGAUGAAAAUGAUCAUGUAGAUACAAGUGACUAUUAUUCAAAUCUUAAUAAAUCCAUAGGAUCUAUAGAGGAUUCUGAAGCAGAAUAUGACCAAAGGAGUAUUAGUGACAAUAAUGAAAACUCAGACAACAUAAAAGAUAGUGUAAGUCCAGAAGUCAUGAAGAGGAAAAGAAAGAAUUUUAACCCAACUAGACUUAAAAAUGACUAUAUGAACGAAAACAGCGAACAGGAAAGUAAAAAUGAUGAGCAAUGUAAUGAUGAAUACAGAGUGUUAAAUCUAAAGAGAGUAAAAUCCGAAGAUAAUGACACUGGAACUACUAAUUAUUCAGUUCCAUAUGAGAAAGUAGAAACCCUUAAAAUAAAACAAGAACCUCCUACAACAACUCCAGUUGAAACUGCGGAGAUUAAUUUUAGUGCUCAAGACUUACGAAUUAAGGAAGAACCUGUUGAUAAAACAGAGCCAUCUAAAACUCAUGAGCCAUAUCACCAUAAUAACGAUCAGUAUUCAUCUGAAAACUCCUUGAAAAGACUGGAAAGGUUAUCGAAAGGCGAUUUUCCUAACAUUGCAAAGAAAAUUGAUACACAUAGUCCUUUAGGGCCUUUUAAUCUUAGUGUAAACGAUAAUGUAGACUUCUCUGAUAGGUCACCAUCAUCAUCAGUAUCAAGUUAUGAUUAUGGAUCCGACGAUAUUCAAGGUCAAAUAUAUGGACAUUUCGAUAACGGCUUCUUCGUAACAACCACUGAUGUUCCAAUAGACGUAGAUAACCCGCUUAAAUGUAGAGUUUGUGAUAAAAUGUUCCAAAAUGUGUAUAUACUAAAGACGCAUUAUCAAAACGCUCAUUUAAAAGUCAUGUAUAAAUGUAACAGCGAAGGAUGUAGAGCAGCUUUUAACACAAGACGCAGUAGAGAUCGACAUAGUUCGAAUUUAAAUCUCCACAGAAGAGUCCUAGCUGAAGAUCUGAGGAUAUUCGAUGAAUCACGGCUUUUAGACAAAAUUAAAGAGCAAAUUGAACUUUUGGUCAAAUUCAAUGACGAAGAACGCGCCUGUCCUUACAUUGAUUCCCAAAAGUACUACCGCGCUAGAGAAUCAGAAAAACCAAAAAGUCAUUUAGGACCAAUGCCUUUCAGUGCACCGUAUCCACCACUCCCAUUACCAGAGACGUACUUAAAUGGUCGCGACAUGUUCAAUCAACAUCCUUUCUUAUUUACUCCAUUUGGAAUGCUCCCAAAUUUCCCUCCCUUGCCAUUUAGUUUCCUGCCUCCUAGUCUGAACGCAUUUGGUUGCCAAAACACAAGUUAUUCACCCCCAUUGGCACAGAAACUCAACUACUGCAUCGAAGAUGAGGCACCGCGGCCGAAUAAAGAUGGUUACUAUCCGUGCCGCGGCUGUAGGGAAUGCUACAAAGACUUGCCAAGCUUGAAGUUACAUUGUGAAAGUGUUCAUGUACAGCUAUUACAUCGGUGUUCAGUGAGUGGUUGCAAUUCUGCGUUCUUCUCAAGGACUAAGAGAAACAUUCAUAUUGAGGCGCAUGCCAAUCGCCGGCAUAACGGUAGGGUCCAACCCAGUUCCUCGUGA
Messenger RNA from Pararge aegeria (speckled wood butterfly), 3270 nucleotides. RefSeq names its product zinc finger protein basonuclin-2 (gene disco-r). Gene Ontology annotation, biological process: regulation of DNA-templated transcription. The coding region runs from base 1 to 3270 and encodes 1089 amino acids. The transcript is spliced from 2 exons. The record is from RefSeq and is a predicted model, not a curated record. NCBI's taxonomy places the organism in Eukaryota, Metazoa, Arthropoda, Insecta, Lepidoptera, Nymphalidae. Gene Ontology annotation, cellular component: nucleus.